UAUUUUGUCACUUGUUUUAAGUAUAAACCAGUCAAAAACAAGUGAAAAAAGAUUUUUUUUUAAAUCUUCUCUCUUUUUUGCUGUGUAUUAUCUUUGUUUAACUUGUAAAUAAUAGUAUAUUUUUGAUUAUACUCAGUUAUGAUGAUAUGGGGGUGUAGAAAGAUUGUAAAAGGUGUUAUCAUUUCAGUGCAUGCCAUUGAAAUGUACACUAGUACACUAUAUGAACACCAAGUUAAGUGAACUUAGCAAUUUAAGUACACUAUGAACACCAAGUUAAGUGAACUUAAGUCUACAUGAGCAACAAGUUAAGUGAACCUAAUUCUUUAAGUAGAGUCUCCAUGAGCACCAAGCUAAGUGAACUUAAGUAGAGUCUACAUGUUAUCAUUUCAAUGCAUGCCAUUUAAUGCAAUGCAAAUGAACUAAAAACCAUGUUAGAACAAAAACCUCUGUGAGAUAACCUCUGUAAUUGUAAUACUUUUUACAUUAUAUGCAAAGAGCAUAAUGAAGAUGAACAUAAUUAUUCAGAAAAUGUUUUUGUGUUUCAGGCUAUUACUAGCAUGGUGACGCAUCUAUAUCUAAUGGCAGAAAGUAACAGUACCGGUGAGGUAGCAGAACUCAUCUUGUGCAAUAAUGAAGCAAAGAUUUAUGAUUGCAAUCAAUCCGAUCCCAUGAGAUCUCAAAGCCCAAUGCCGCUGACGGACGCCUGGCUGGUCCCAGUGUUUUUCACCCUAAUUAUGUUAAUAGGUUUGGUGGGUAACUUAUUGGUCAUCUAUGUUGUCGUCAAAAACCAGCAGAUGAAAACGGUUACAAACCUCUAUAUAGUUAAUCUUGCCACCACAGACAUACUUUUCCUGGUUUGUUGUGUUCCUUUCACUGCCACUUUAUACACUCUUCCUAGCUGGAUAUUUGGGGACUUCAUGUGUCGGCUAGUCAAUUAUCUGCAACAGGUAACUGCACAGGCAACCUGCAUCACUUUGUCUGCAAUGAGUGUCGAUCGAUUUUAUGUGACCGUCUACCCACUCCAAUCUCUCCAUCAUCGAACACCACAGAUGGCUCUGACUGUAUGCACCACUAUUUGGAUAUGUUCUCUGCUGCUUUCAGUGCCGAUAGCGUUGUAUCAGCAUACAGAGUCUUCGUUCUGGUUUGGUCCACAGACGUACUGCACUGAGGCCUUUCCCUCUCUCAUUCAUAAGAGGGCUUACAUUCUUUACUCCUUCUUGGCUGUUUACCUGCUGCCUCUGAUCACCAUCUGCAUGUGUUAUACUUUCAUGAUAAAACGCAUGGGUCAAGCCACGGUGGAGCCUGUUCAUGGCUGUAACCAGCUGCAGAGACCAGCAGAACGGGUUGAAGCGGUGCGAACACGAGUCUCCAGAAUGGUGGUUGUGAUGGUGUUGCUGUUUAUAGUCUGCUGGGGUCCAAUUCAGAUCCUGAUUCUCUUACAAGCGUUCUGUUCUGAAGAUGUCAGUCACAGUUAUACACUUUACAAACUAAAGAUCUGGGCUCAUUGCAUGUCCUAUUCCAAUUCCUCCAUAAAUCCCGUGAUCUAUGCCUUCAUGGGAGCCAACUUUAGAAAGGCCUUCAGAAGUGUGUUUCCUCUGAUCUUCAAAAGGAAUGCAAGAACAACUGAGCCUCUGCCCACCUAUAACAGGGAGAUGAACUUUCUUUCAUCCUGACCUCAAAGGAUUUUUUUGGACAGGUUGUGCAUAAUUAUAUCUUUUAAAGAUAAAAUCAAUUCACUUCAUGGAGAUGUCCUCUGACCAGUCUUAUGGGACUGAAGGUAAAAGGUAAAGAACCAAAAUGAUGUGAUUAGUAGCACUUGCAAAAAAUAAAAUAAAACACAAUAGACAGAAAUACAAACGAUACUAACCAUUCAGUGAUUAGUUUAUUAAAUUCUUAAAACAAUUCUUUCUGAAUACACUAUAAAACUAUGGUACUGGAUGUAUACACUUUUAAAAACUUGUUACAGAAAUAAUAUAGCCUACUACUUAGAAUAUACUUAUGUGUGAACUGAAUGUAAUGUUUUCAGACACUUAAUUGCAUGUUAAUUGCAAUUAUAUUGUAAUGUAUAUGUUAAAUUUUAUA
Messenger RNA from Megalobrama amblycephala (Wuchang bream), 2082 nucleotides. It is a transcript of the gene kiss1rb, whose product is annotated as KISS1 receptor b. Gene Ontology annotation, cellular component: membrane. Bases 558 to 1673 code for a protein of 371 amino acids. Gene Ontology annotation, molecular function: G protein-coupled peptide receptor activity. The transcript has 5 exons. Lineage: Eukaryota; Metazoa; Chordata; Actinopteri; Cypriniformes; Xenocyprididae. Gene Ontology annotation, biological process: neuropeptide signaling pathway. The record is from RefSeq and is a predicted model, not a curated record.